Molecule: messenger RNA, 3242 nt
Organism: Myxocyprinus asiaticus (Chinese sucker)
Lineage: Eukaryota; Metazoa; Chordata; Actinopteri; Cypriniformes; Catostomidae
Exons: 16
Coding region: 252-1742 (496 amino acids)
Biological process (GO): regulation of DNA-templated transcription elongation; signal transduction; mRNA export from nucleus
Cellular component (GO): THO complex part of transcription export complex
Molecular function (GO): protein binding
Source: RefSeq, a predicted model, not a curated record
GUGAGACCGGUUUUACUGUGGAUCUGCAAACGUCGCGUCACGGAAACAUUUGGCGCGUGAGUCGAUACUGUCGGCGCGCGGAUAAUGGUCGCACACAUGGCACAUUAUGGAGAAACUACACAACUGGACGAUGAUAAAAUUUCUCACUGAAAAGAGUUUUGCAAGCGUGAGGGGGAUGGCGGGUCACCAAUCAAAUGAGGUUUACUCUGACCUGAUUGGUUUAAUAAUGUGACAGACUGCUUCUUCUUCAUAUGGCUCAGCAUCAGUCCUCUGGGAAUGGAGAUAUCACCCCAUCAGAUGUGAAGGACCAAUCGACUGAAAGUUCUCACAGCAGCUCAGAUAAUACAGGCACAUCAACAGAGGAGAGCUCAGAGGAAGAGGAGGCCAAUGAAGAGGAAGACAAGAGAGAUUCAGACUCAGGAACACGAUCCAGUGCAGAGCAUCACAACGAUGAGCAGCUCAAGUUGUGCUGUGAGAAGUGUUCAGUGCUAAAGAAUACCAAAUAUGAGCUGGUCACCCCCAGGAAAAUGUCCCGAGAACGCCUGCAGCUGCAGUUGGAUGGUGAGGGUGUGUAUGAGUGUUCACACACCGGACUGGUGUUUGAAGUCUCUCAGCGGGUGAAGAUCAUGUACCGCAUUCUCUCCUGGAGCAAGUACAACACCUACUUGAGUGACUCGUGGAAAUUUGCUGGGCCCAUUUUUGACGUGGAUUGCGACCCGUCUAUUCUCAGAUCCGUCCAGUUCCCACACUCGCUGUGUCUGGCAGAUAAAGCCAAUGAGGUGACAUUCAGCGUGCUACAUGUGAAGAACAGUCGCGGUCUGAUCGAACCAUCGGCCGAUCACUCGGGCAGUCAUGUCAAAUGGAACGUGUCAUCUCUUUCUCCCGUGGGUCCCAUCGUCCAGACGUCUAAAGCAGCAGAGCAUCACGGGGUCGUUCAGGUGUUCAAAGAGGUUAGCCACGAGAACACUUUCUCCUUUAAAGUUUACCUGGCGGGAAACAACUGCUCUGAGGUCAAGAACAUCAGAAAGGAUAUUCAGAGGGCGAACAAAUGCAGGAGCAACAAGAAGUAUGUACAAGUAUACAAGCCACCUACAUGCAUACUAGAAGAGAACAGGAAGUACCGGCUCACCAGCGACCCGGUCGGCCACAUCACUCCGGAGGACAUGCUGUUCAGCCCUGCAAUUGUGGAGCUGAAGGGAUACUUCGAGGUGUUUUUUGAGGAAAGUCCUCCGUUUAAACUUUCUCUAAUGGAUGCUGAAUCUGGUCAUACUGUAUGGACCACCACCAUCAGAGAGGGAGACUGUGUGCAUAAUGUGGAUCCCCCCCCGAAACAAACUCAAGGCAGAAAGAGACACAGCAGCACAUCAGAGGAAGAACUCGGGAACAAGCUCAAGAAGAAAUCUCGAUACAUGGAUGAGUCAGAUUGUAAGAAGACCGCGGCCAUGGCUGCAGACCUCACUGACCAGCAGCUGAUGCAGGUGGCCAAGCGCAUGGGGAAAGAGUGGAGGAUCAUGGCCAUCAGCUACCUCAGCCUCAGUAAACAGGAUCUGGAGGAGCUGGAAGCAGCAGAGGAGGAUGUGACCAUGCUCAAGUUCAACAUGCUGGACCGCUGGAGAAGACGACAGCCUAAAGGACAGGCAGGAAUCCAGGAGCUUCAUACAUGUUUGAAAGACAACGAUGACGUGCCCAAUGAAGUCAUGGCUGUGCUGGACGAGAUGCUACGAAACAAUUCAGCUAAAUGAAUCAGAUGGCAGAGAUGUGAACUCUGAGAUUUGAUUUGUUCACAUUCAUCCACCUGCCACGAAUCUUACUGUCUGUGGACAUCUGCUGACCUCUGACCCCCAACAACCACUAUAAUACACAGAAUGCCUCAGGAGGGUCCAGGCAAACAGCAGUUGUAAAAAAAACUGUCAAAUGUCAUUUUAACCACUGUUUUUCAUUAGAGAAACCAAUGAAAUGGUUGAAUCGUGUGAAUCCGACAAGGCUUGUGGUGACACUAGAAUCUGGUGCUGUUUACAUCUCAAAAAUUGAACUGUAUACUUGACUGCAUGUUUUGUUUUUUUUUCUUUAUUUUUAACUUACAACUGUAGAUUUUUGUAGAUGUACAUAUUUUAUUGUUGGUAAUCAAAGAGCUUUUGUACUACUGCACUAUUGUCGUUUACUGAUUUAUGGGCUAUGAUAAUAAUGUGCACACUUAUUGUGAUCUCAGGCGCUGUCAUUCUCUGACGCGGUGCUGUUAUGACUGAUGUUACCGUAAUAUUACAGUACAUCAUCUCAUGAAAUUCAUGUUUUGAUGCAAAACACAUUCCAGAAAAACUUUUCAAAUGUACUUGAAAAUUAAUUGAAAAACUUUCUUUUUGUAGAUGUUCAGUGGUGUAAUGCGAUAUUGGUUGAGAAUAUUUGUGUAAAAGCACACCAUCAGUUUCUUUAUCUUUCAACGUUCCCACCCGUAUGAUGUACUUUCACAGGAGAAUCUGUGUAUUUUGAGGGAAUUCGAUUCAUCAUCUGACUUUUCUAUAAAUAAACAGUUUUGAAGAAGUGGUGAAAAUAUUUACUGUAACUGCAGAAUCUCACUAAACCCGUCAAAAAAAUGUCCUUGAAAUUGUAUGUUCCAUAUAUGAAAUUAAGUCUAUUUUCAUGACAAUUUUUUUAUUAGAAAGUAUUUAUACAUCACAGUAGCCUUUAUGCUGAUUGAAAUAAACAUUGAAUUAUGGUAGUUUUUACUCUAAUACAGAAAAAAAUGUCAUACAUUUUUGUGAAGGGGAAAAUGUGUGUAACCUUUGUGCGACCUUCGGGACAUUUUUGUCUUUUUCAUUUUCAUUUUUUUGAUCAUUUUGGCUGUGUUGAUGCCAACGGCAUAAAUUUUGCCAAAGGUGUGUAUUUUUUGGGGUAUUUUGAUAUUUCAACCUCAGUUCCUAUAAUACAUCUAUAAUACACUGUGUACACAAAAUAGUUACACUCAGGACCUUCAGGACAAAAAUGUCCCCAUUGAAACCCAUUAAAACUGCAAUAUUUGAUCCCAGUGCCAUUAAAGCAUAAAAUCAUGAACUCUAUGAUAUUAUGCUUUCAUUCUGGAGCCCUGAGUUCAGAAUUUACAUUUUAAUAUUUUCCACCAGAUGGCGCCAUUUUUCUCAUGUUUAGCCUAUGGAGCAAAUACAUGCUUUUUCCCUAUUUUCUGUUUGCUGUAUUAUAAAGCACUGCAGGCCAAUUGAAUAAAUGAUGCAGCUAAAAUUGUGUGGGUG